CAAACUUAGUACUUAAAACCAAAAUAAGACGAGAACGUUAAAUUGUCUCGUUCCUCUUCAGAAAAUAUUGAAAUUGCCCUAAUAUCUUCCUAGACAACUGCGUGGAGUUCGAAGGCCGCAAAAUGGCGGAAAGGCGCAAAUCGCAGCUGCCCGAGGAUUUCGCAGAGAUCGUCGAGAACUUCAAACGGCACGAUUCGGCCUCUCGACCUCGCGUCGGCAUGAGCAACCAAAAGUUCAUGGGCUUCGCCGCCCCGAGCAAUGUCUCAAGCACUUCCUUCCUCGAAGAGAGCACGAGGAGCGUGACCAAGAAGCUGUUCUUUGAGGCUUCCACGGUCAGCAACACUUCCUACAGCGUCCCGACGGACGUUCUGCUGAGGAGCGCGGCCAAGAGGAGGAGCGACGCCUCCGACGCCACGGAUUUUGCCUCGCCAACCAAAAAGUUUCCAACCACCCCUGGAGGUGGCAUUGACUGGUCUCCGGUGUGCAGAGAGCAAAGAUACAAGCUGCUUGAGAGUGUCGACGCCAGAAUCAGUGAUUUGCACUCGAUGGCAGCAAAGCAGGAGACUUUCAAGAAAGACAUGAUGUCUGUGAUUGAUACUGAGAAGAUGCUGCUGGAGCGGCAGAAGGAAAAAGAUAAACUUGCCAUGCAACGAAUGAAGGAGCAGGUUGACGGUUUGAGCAAGAAGAAGCAAGAGACGGAAGAUUUGCUUUUGGCUGCCGAGAACAAGCUGAGAGAACAGAAAGCCAAACACGACCUGGAGAAGUUCAAUUGGCAGAAGGACUACUCUUGUUUGGAACAGAAGCACAAUGAGCUUCUCUCGGAGCAUCAACGUAUGGAGAGCAGCCUGAAGCACAAAAUCGAGCUGCAGGAGAGUGACCUGCAGACGACCAAAAACAUCAACACGCAGCAGCAGAACAGACUGAACCACUUGGAGGACGAGGUGAACAAGUUGAAGGCGAGGGAGUUCCAAGAGCAAGCCCUCCGAGAAGUGAUCGAGGUGAAGGAAGUGCGCAUUCGAGACCUGGAACUGGAGCUCGAUUCAAAACGAGAGUCCCUCCUCAUCGAACGACGAUCUUCGGUGGCCUCGUCUGCCACUUCCAAGAAGGUGCAGGAACUCGAGGACAAGUUGAUCCAGAGCAAGGAACUUCUGAGGGGAAAACUGCUGUUGGAGGAAAAGGCCAACAGUCUGCAGGAGCAGGCCAGCAAGGUGGACCAGAUGGCUCAAAAAUGCGCCAUCCUCGAACAACUUGUGAAGACCAAGGAUUCCGAGCUGAAGGAGUGGCAUGCGAUGGCGAUCAACACGGUGAGUGAAAUUGACGAGGAAAGAAUUUCUCCGCGCUCUGUGUCGUCGGUGUUUCAAAAUCUCGAGCAAAAAAUUGUCGUUCUCCGUUCUGAUCUUUCUGAAGCUGUCUCGCAGCUAAAAUCGGCUAAUAGAGAAAAGGAGAUUGCCGAAGCCCAACUCCGCAGCGAGCAAGAGAGGCGCAUCAGCAUCCAGACUUCGGCUGAGGCGCAGGCUGUGACGCUCAGAAAGAUGGAGAGGAAGCUGCAGCUCAUUAUUCAGGAGCGUGACAGUAUUCAACAAGUUUUGACUGCAUACGAAGGAGAUUUAACUAUUGCUCCGAACCAAAUGAAGCUUCUGCAGCAGAAGCGAAUUGAGUCUGCCGAAAAGUCAGCCAAAGAGUUGAGAGAAAUGGUGCAGCAGCUAGAGCAAGAAUUGGCCCAGACAAAGUCCGGGGACACCUCUCCUGCCAACAGGGAGUUCACUGCUUUGCAGGAGAAACUGCAGUUGUGCGAAAAUGACCUUCAGAAAGCCAAAUCACGAGUCACCGCCUUGGAGGAACUGAACGAGGAAAUGAAGAUGCUGCUUGAGCGGCGUGCUCUGCGCGGGGACUACAACCCUUCUGAGACCAAGGUCAUGCACUUCCGAAUGAACCCCCUUGCCCAAGAGGACGCCAGAAAGGCGGAGGAGAUGAAGCGAUUGAGAGAGGCCAACGACAGACUGAAAGAGAAGGUGAAAAUUCUGCAGUCCAAGGAGAAGAGUUUCCUGAAUGUGACUGCCGUUGCUGACGAGAAUCUCCAAAUUGAAAGCAACAGGACCAUCAAUGAGCUGCGAAAACAGCUGGAGUCUUCAGAGGUGAAAAACACUCGGCUGAUCGAAGCUUUCAAGAAAUCAAGCAAGGAGUUCCGUCAAUCCCUAUACCUACUCCUGGGCUACAAGGUUGAGCGCAUGCAAAACGGCCUGUUUAAACUGACCAGCACUUAUUGCGCAGAUGACGAGUACCUUCUCUUCAAUGUGCGUGAUGAUGACACCAUCGAGAUGCCCUCCACACCCUUUGCUGAAACCAUCCAGGAAUUGAUCAGACUCCACCUGGAGGAUCAGAAUAGCUACCCAGCCUUCCUGAGUGCCUUGACUCUGGAUCUCUACAGCAGACAAAGCUACACUUCCUAAGUCUUUUCUAUUAAUUUUUGCCUCUUGAUAAAGAGACAUCGAGGCAUUAUUUUGUACAUUUCUAAAUUGAAAAUUCCAUUAUACAGCUGGAGCUGAAAAUUGAAAUUCCCAAAUAAAUAUUUUCUUUUCUUCAAGUGAAA
Molecule: messenger RNA, 2590 nt
Organism: Neocloeon triangulifer
Lineage: Eukaryota; Metazoa; Arthropoda; Insecta; Ephemeroptera; Baetidae
Gene: Mad1
Product: mitotic spindle assembly checkpoint protein MAD1
Exons: 10
Coding region: 123-2450 (775 amino acids)
Biological process (GO): mitotic spindle assembly checkpoint signaling; attachment of mitotic spindle microtubules to kinetochore
Cellular component (GO): nuclear envelope; kinetochore; mitotic spindle
Source: RefSeq, a predicted model, not a curated record